CUCUCCCCGGGCUCCGAGGAUGAUGAGGGCCACGAUGGCAUCAGCCGGGAGAACCUGGGCCGCAUCCAGUUCAGCGUGGGCUACAACUUCCAGGAGUCCACCCUCACCGUCAAGAUCAUGAAGGCUCAGGAGCUGCCAGCCAAGGACUUCAGUGGCACCAGCGACCCCUUUGUCAAGAUCUACCUGCUCCCCGACAAGAAGCACAAGCUGGAGACCAAGGUGAAGAGGAAGAACCUCAACCCGCAUUGGAACGAGACCUUCCUCUUCGAAGGGUUCCCCUACGAGAAGGUGGUGCAGCGGGUGCUGUACCUCCAGGUCCUGGACUACGACCGCUUCAGCCGCAACGACCCCAUCGGGGAGGUCUCCAUCCCCCUCAACAAGGUGGACCUCACCCAGAUGCAGACCUUCUGGAAGGACCUGAAGCCCUGCAGCGAUGGCAGCGGAAGCCGCGGGGAGCUGCUGCUGUCUCUGUGCUACAACCCCUCGGCCAACUCCAUCGUGGUGAACAUCAUCAAAGCCCGCAACCUCAAAGCCAUGGACAUCGGGGGCACGUCAGACCCCUACGUGAAGGUGUGGCUGAUGUACAAGGACAAACGGGUGGAGAAGAAGAAGACGGUGGUCAUGAAGAGGUGCCUGAACCCCGUCUUCAACGAGUCCUUCGCCUUUGACAUCCCCACGGAGCGGCUGCGUGAGACGACCAUCGUCAUCACCGUCAUGGACAAGGACAGGCUGAGCCGCAACGAUGUCAUCGGCAAG
This is a messenger RNA of Merops nubicus (carmine bee-eater), 756 nucleotides long. RefSeq names its product synaptotagmin VII (gene SYT7). The annotation marks the transcript as partial. The transcript has 5 exons. Gene Ontology annotation, molecular function: calcium ion binding; calcium-dependent phospholipid binding; clathrin binding. Gene Ontology annotation, cellular component: synaptic vesicle; synapse; axon. Gene Ontology annotation, biological process: regulation of calcium ion-dependent exocytosis; calcium-ion regulated exocytosis; vesicle fusion. NCBI's taxonomy places the organism in Eukaryota, Metazoa, Chordata, Aves, Coraciiformes, Meropidae. The record is from RefSeq and is a predicted model, not a curated record.